Molecule: messenger RNA, 5316 nt
Organism: Salvelinus fontinalis (brook trout)
Lineage: Eukaryota; Metazoa; Chordata; Actinopteri; Salmoniformes; Salmonidae
Product: ensconsin-like
Exons: 1
Coding region: 245-904 (219 amino acids)
Biological process (GO): regulation of cell population proliferation
Cellular component (GO): nucleus
Molecular function (GO): DNA binding
Source: RefSeq, a predicted model, not a curated record
AGGGCAGAGAGGAGAGCGGCUCACACAACACACAUACUGAGCCAACCACAGAGAGGAGAGGAAAAGGGAUAGAAUAUAUGUUAUCCGUCUUUUCCUUUUCCUGUUGAAGCAGACUAAGAGCAUUGGAGAUCGAGAGGGGAGCGGGGCAAGCAGCCAAUCGGCAUUCAACGGGAAGCAAGCAACCAAUGAGGAGCGAGUGGACUCCUCCCCGUAAAGCGCUGUGUUGAGCUCCGAUCCCUUAUAAAUGAAUGGAGAGGCUCUGAGGCAGCACACUGCUCUCCCACAGAGCACUAGAAUCAACAACAGCAGCUUGGACGGAUGCUCGCACCCAGCCAUGAAGAAACGGCACAGACAAGCACAUGCCGCAGACACCACAGACGACAUGGAUCCCCACCAUCCCCCUGAGGCCUUGGCAGCCCCUCUCGCCCUCCCUUUCUCAGCCUCCGGCACCCUGGCCCUCCCACUCCCAUCGCCUGCCACCCGACGCUCCAUCUCUAUGGGCGACUUUAGGCGGGUGACCACGGCCCUGUACGGCUCGGAGCCCCCCUCGACGGCUACCACAGCCCCCUCCUCCAAGAUGGUGACCCCCAGCUCUAGCAUGGAGUUUGAAGCGGCCCGUCGGCGCCUGCUAGAGAUGGAAGAGCGCCAGCGGGUCAUCCGGGAGAUGGAGCGACGCCUGGAGGAGCUCCGGGAGGUGUUCGUGCGCUCGGAGCAGGAGGCGGUGGAGCAUGGCGAGGUGUUGACCCGCAUUGCCUGCGGCGCCCAGCAGGGGGAGAUAUACGCGGCCGAGAACAGCGAGCGGCUCAAGAAAGGGCUGCGAUUCAGGAAGCACCGGCCCACCAUUGUCUUCUCCUCCAUGCUGGGACUCCGUACGUGUCUUCCCUGGCCCGUCAAGCUCAAAUGACCCUUAGACUACAGACUGACACCAUUCCCAGACUGUUACCCCUCCUUGAGGCUACAAACCCCCCCUUGAGCUCUUAUUGAUUCCAGGAAGCUGGCCCUCUGUGGACUAAAGAGUGUAUAUUGUAUGUCUGGGAUGGUUUGGAGGCCAUGGGACUCACAUGGUGCAUCUGUAAAACUAAAAGUUGUUGUAUGAAACCAUACAAACCGUACUUGUACAAAGGCAAAAACAACGAAAAAUGUAAUCGCUUUGAUGUGGUUGGUCGAUUCUUUUUUUUUAUUUGCUUUGUGUUGAAAGAAGUGGGAAUGACAGAAGAAGGGAGUCACGGUGCAGGUAUUGGAGCGUGAGGUAACAUGGAAACACUUCCUUUUCUCAGUACCUCUUAAGUUAUGCAAAGAGAGAAGUGGGGGUUACAUAACAAAGCCCGGGCUUACGGGAUGGGGGAGAACGUUGAGCAAUCUGCCUUUUCAACCCACUGGAGUGAGAGAAGAGGAGCAGAGUGCAGUUUAGUUUUUUUUUUUUUUUUGCUGCAUUGUUUCGUAAAACCAGGGGGGAAAAAACGGAGAAAGGGGGAGUCAGAAAGAAUGGUUGGUAGAGGGCCUUGGGGGACCGCAGGGUGUCGAAGGGCAACGUGCCUUGGCAUUCCCCAGCACACUCACUAUAUCUCCCAGCCAACUCAUCUUCUGAGCUUCAAAGGUCAAACCCCCAAUGGAGUAGUAGUCUGCUCUCUCAGGACGUGAGAAACAAACCAGGUCCUUCUGGGACGCUUCCACCUGUGGCCUAUUCUUUGUUGCCUGACAACCCAGGCCUAACUCACCUUCCAGAAUGUAUCCGACAACACAUGGUGUCCUUGGAAAAGAAGAGGUUCAAGAACAACUUCCUUUUCUGGUGCAUUUCCUUCAAUUGGACCUGAGCGAUGGACAAUGGCGCUGUUUGCAAAACUGUGUUCGUUUGACUAUGGCAGAGCUGGCCUCUCAAUGCUUUUACGGUUGAUGAAAUGUUUGAGGAUUGCGUUAGCCAUGCCAUGGCCAGCGAGACAAGGUAGGGUAUAUACUGUAUAACAAGAUGAUAGGCUAGCUGAGAGACGUAGGGUGGAUGAUUUGUGGAAAAGGAUGACAGUCAGUCACGUGAGAGGAAGGGGUUAAAAAGGCGAUAAAACAGCAAACAGACAUUUAAUGUUAUUGACGUUAUUGCAUCAAAUAAAUAAAUAAAAUGUGAUUUGUCACAUACACAUGGUUAGCAGAUGUGAUUGGUCACAUACACAUGGUUAGCAGAUGUUAUUGCGAGUGUAGCGAAAUGCUUGUGCUUCUAGUUCUGACAGUGCAGCAAUAUCUAACGAGUAAUAUCUAACAAUUUCACAACAAAUACCUAAUACACACAUCUAAGUAAAGGAAUGGAAUUAAGAAUAUAUAAAUAUAUGGAUGAACAAUGUCAGAGCGGCAUAGACUAAGAUACAGUGGAAUAGUAUAGAAUACAGUAUAUACAUGUGAGAUGAGUAAUACAUAGACUAAAAUACAGUCGAAUAGUAUAGAAUAAAGUAUAUACAUAUGAGUAAUCAGUAAUGCAAGAUAUGUAAACAUUAUUAAAGUGACUAGUGAUCCAUUUAUUAAAGUGGCCUAUGAUUUCAAGUCUGUAUGUUGGCAGCAGCCUCUCUGUGUCAGUGAUGGCUGUUUAACAGUCUGAUGGCCUUGAGAUAUAUAUAUUUUUUUUUAAGUCUCCCGGUCCCAGCGUUGAUGUACCUGUACUGACCACGCCUUCUGGAUGAUAGCGGUGUGAACAGGCAGUGCCUCUGGGGUGGUUGUUGUCCUUGAUGAUUGUUUUGGCCUUCCUGUGACAUCAGGUGCUGUAGGGCAGGUAGUUUGCCCCCCCCCCUCCCCCCGGUAACAGACAAUGGGCAGUCUAAAUGCAUGCUCUACUUUUUGAUAGGAUAAGCAUUGGACAUUUUUGCUUAGUUCAUAAAUUAUAGUCCACUGCAUAGGCUUACAUAUCGAUUAGGGUUAUCGAUAUGUAUCGAUUAAGUUACUGCCUGCUAUUUGUAAGCUAGACAGAGACAAUAAUUUUUCCUAUUGUAUGCUUCAGACCCAAACACCUUGUAUUCUUUAUGUACAUAUAUUAUUAAAAAAUACUGGAAGUCUACAGGCUACAAUGGUUCUUCAUUAAAUGCCUUAUACAAUGUAUGUGUAUAUACUAGUGUGAGGAUGGAGUCCUCUGUAGCUCAGUUGGUAGAGCAUUAUGCUUGCAGCACCAGGGUUGUGGGUUCAAAUCCCACAGGGGACCAGUAUGAAAAAACUACUGUCACUCUGGAUAAGAGUGUCUGCUGAAUGACUUAAAUGUAAAAUAAUGAAUUCAUGACCAUUGAUCUAAUGAUGACAACCAGAACACCAUUGGCCAGCUUGGAAUACUUUGAAAUUCUUGCACUAUUUUCAGUGCUGUACUUUUUUGUUGUUGCGUUUUGCUAUGAAAUACUACGUUUCCUAAAGCGCUCUGGACCCACAUGCAGAAUGAAUGUAUUGUUUAAAUCUGUUUCUCAAUAAAUAUGGUUCCCUUAACUUGUUAAGGGCCUGUGGUUGAAAAUACUAUUCUCUGUCUGGAUAUCUUCUCAACAAACCUUGUUUUAAAAUGUGUUUAAUUAAAUGUAUCCUCCUCCUACUCCUUACUCGGCAGAGUCAAAUACAGUAUCUUGGUUAGCCACAUUUUCAGAGGCUUCCAUGAUAGACAUUAGCCUGAUCCACAGUCCUGACUGCUGCUGUGGUAGAACGAGGCUAGAUAGGCAUAGCCUGGUUCAGUCCCAUAUCUGUUUGUGGUGUCUUACCUUUUCUCAUAGUCAAUGUCAGACAGCAUAAACCGAUAUGGGACCAGGCUAUUAAAGGCAUACAACUAAGCCAAAACUGGCAAUCAGAACUGGUUUAAAGAUAGCCUAAAACAAGAUCAAGCGUUCUGCAUCAACCACAGGUCCAAAACAAGUUUUCUGACAAUAUUACUUUACUAUUCUGUAUAUGAAUGUACUUAUCUUCUAUUGUGUUAAAUAGUUCAUUUGUGAUGUGAAAGUGUUUCCUUCUGUUAAAAUUAACGUAAGGCUGCGUUUACACAGGCAGCCCAAUUCUGAUCUUUUUCCGACAAUUGGUCUUUUGAACAAUCAGAUUAGAUCUUUUGCCCAUAAUUCGGCUAAAUAUCAGAAAUUGUCUGCCUGUGUAAACGCAGCCUAAUAGUCCUAAAAUAUAUUUUUAAACCGGGUUUAAUCAGUUUAUUUUAAAUUAUAUAAUGUCCUUCAUUAUAAAAUUUCCAUGUUGACCUUACAUACGUUUAGAUGGAUUUGAAUCUCUACUGAUUAAAUGUGUUCUCCUUAAUUUAGAUCAAUUUGAAAACAUGCUCAUUGCUUUGAAUAAGGCGUUUGCAUUAUAGAAUGUUUUGCUCAAGUGACAAAUUGCUUGUAAUACAUCAUUUAAUCAUAGGCUUUAGUCCAGAGUUUAAACAAAUGUACAAUGUUCUAUAAAGACAAGAAAAAUAGGCUUUUUUUUUUUUUUUUACAUUGUUCAGGACAAUUUGUUCUCGGUUCUGUCAGAGGAGGGACUGGUAGUAUACUGCUAGUUGGGGGAGAGAAAAUGAAUUAAGGCAAUCUGAAAUGUGGUGGAAUGUGGUCUGUUUUCCCGGAGAGUGUGUGAGAAUGCUUAUUGCUUACCCAUGCACAGUUUGACAUUUAAGUCAGCUCUUACAUCUGUUGGGCAAAUGUCUCUCUUCUCUCUCCUCUCGCUCUCUCCUCUCUCUUUCUCUCCUCGCCCUCUCUCCUUCUCUCCUCCCUCUCUCUCCGUUGAAGUGACGCAUUUGGCCUGUCACGACUGGUACAGAGGUAGUAGUCUGUCACCUUGGAGCACCAGAGCAGAAAAACAGAGCCUGCUCAGCAUAACUGAAAUGGCUCAUGACGUAAUGACAUAAUGAGACGAUGCAUGCAGAGAGGAAGCCAAGGGACCUGAUAACAAAACACCCUAACGCUGCUGGGAGCAUCUGCAGACAAACGCCACACGUGACAUGUGUAUUCCAUUCUGAAUUAAGAACAUCCUGGGUUUUAAGUUGAGCUUGUUAUAAUACCCAUAUUAAACUUGAGUUAUAAGAUGUGACGUUGUUGAACGUGACCGGUACCAAGUGUGUCGAGAGACUCCAUUAACCAAUAGGAUGCAAGAUCUUCCCUCAUGCGUCCAAAAGAUUGGCUUCUCCUUGGAUUGUCUGAUGUUCAGGAUUUUGUCCUGAUUCGUAAUCGGUCCUAAAGUGAAGGCUUUAGUUAUUUGAUGCACCUCACUUUGCCUGUACUGUUCACUCUGAAGAAUGUAUGUAUUGGUCAUGAUCUGAAUGAGGGAGCCGUACCUUCUCCAAUUGGUCUGGAUGUACUGUAUAAUAAACACUGACAGGAAAUGACAUCA